AUUAUCGCUGCCGCGAAGCGUCACAGACAGGUCCAUCCCGGAAGGUAUAAAAGAAUGUAAUUACCAAGUAGUUUCAGGGGGUAGAAAGGCAGCCCAGCCCACGAAACCCUAUCUACGGCCCAUUAACCACCCCCCGCCCUCUCGCCGUCUAUUUAUUCCCUUCGCCGACGCUUCCUCCGUCCGUCCUUCCGGUUUUAUUUAUCUCCCACCUUUCCUCUCCGACGACGCAUUCAUUCAUCGCUUUUCUGUGAAGCGGAACAAAUUCCCGGAGGAUUCCAUUCGUAGACGGGCGGCUGUGAUCACGAGCUUCCAUUACGGGCGCGGAAUCAUCGGUGAUCGGCUUCUUCGCGGGAUUCGGUUCCAUCUACAUACUACUACUACUACAAAGGGUGUCUGAGGUCGUUGCGACUGGAGGAAGCGGGGAGCCAUGGGGGCGGGGGUCUCGAGCUUUUUAUUCGGCGUUGGCGGCCCGGCGGCGGAGGCUGCGCCGGGUGCUGCGGGCCUGGGCGACCUGCCGGAGCUCUGCGCCGCGCAGGUGCUGCUCCGGCUCGACGCGCCGGAGAUCUGCCGCCUCGCGCGGCUCAACCACGCGUUCCGCGGCGCCGCGGGGGCAGACUUCGUGUGGGAGGCCAAGCUGCCGGAGAACUACCGCCACCUCAUCGGGUACGUCGAGGGCGGGGGCGAGGAGGGCAGGCGCCGGCGCCGCCGGGCCGGCACCAAGGAGAUCUACGCCAGGCUCUCCAGGCCCGUCUCUUUCGACGACGGCACCAAGGAAUUUUGGCUAGAGAAGAGCAAAGGUAGGGUUUGUAUGGCGCUAUCCUCCAAAGCUCUGGUCAUAACUGGCAUCGAUGACAGGAGAUAUUGGACGCACAUGCCGACCACAGAAUCAAGGUUCCAGUCCGUGGCAUACCUUCAGCAAAUCUGGUGGUUUGAAGUGGUUGGAGAGCUUGAUUUCUGCUUCCCUGUGGGAACCUACAGUUUGUACUUCAGGGUUCAUCUCGGGAAGUUCAGCAAGCGGUUUGGACGCCGUGUUUGUAGCACUGAGCACGUCCAUGGUUGGAACAAGAAGCCGGUGCGCUUCCAGCUCUCCACCUCGGACGGCCAGAAUGCAUUAUCUCAAUGCUACCUGGACGAGCCCGGGAGUUGGGUUCUGUACCAUGCAGGCGAUUUUGUUUCCUCGAAGCCAGGCCAAUCACUUAAGCUGAAGUUCUCCAUGGCGCAGAUCGACUGCACGCACACGAAAGGUGGCCUGUGUGUCGACUCGGUGCUCGUGUACCCCAAGGGCUUUCAGCAGGAGAAGGUGGUGACCGGCAAGAUCUCGGAGAUGAGAUCGUAGUUGUAGUGGUGGUGGCGCUUGCACCGCUAGAGUUGUAGAGAAAAUGCAGCUUGCAGCCCAAUCCUAUUAUCAAGUUGGGCUCUAGUAUGCAACGGAUGAAACUGUCUGUGUAAAGAACUGUAGACUCAGGGUCUGUGUGGUGAGGUACGUCAGUCAGAGUGGUUUGUGUGUCGUCCAGUCUUCCCAUGGGUAAUUUUUUUCUCUCCCUGGUGCUAAAUGAGACUUUGAAGCUACGGAUGCAACGGUUGUACUGAAACGAGAUCAGAGGUUUCGUUUCCAUGUUCCUGGUUUCUUGUUCCUUGUCAUAAACUUCUGUUUUCUUGCUGCUAUUAGCCUUAGUUAAGAUGACUGGAAGAUCUGUGGUACUUA
This is a messenger RNA of Hordeum vulgare subsp. vulgare (domesticated barley), 1705 nucleotides long. RefSeq names its product F-box protein PP2-A13-like. Bases 428 to 1336 code for a protein of 302 amino acids. Lineage: Eukaryota; Viridiplantae; Streptophyta; Magnoliopsida; Poales; Poaceae. Gene Ontology annotation, molecular function: protein binding. The transcript is spliced from 3 exons. The record is from RefSeq and is a predicted model, not a curated record.